AGUCUGCCCUCCACUCUGGUAAACCAGAAUUGUAGUCGCUCCGACCUGUUGGGAUCCUCUCCUGUGGCCUCCGUGUGCCAGGCACUGAACGUUAAACUCGUGUGGUGACAGACCGAUACCUCCACAAUGUUAAAACUGGUUGUACUCUUGCUUUGCACUGCGGUGGUCGCUACCGAUUCUAAGAAAGAUGUUGCUGCUGGGCCCAGACUGGACAACCACCAGCUGUAUAAGUUCAGCUACAGGACUGAGGUCCUGCUGGAUCGGGCCGGGGGGUCAAAGACGAGCAGCGCGGGGUAUCGGAUUACCAGCGACGUGUCCGCCCAUCUGGUGUGGAGAGACCCGGGGAAUAAAGACGACCAGCUCAUCCAACUAGCGAUGUCCGACGUGGGUGUGGAGAGCGUGGCCCCGGGCUCUAAGAGGGACCUCCUCAAGGGCUCCACUGCAGAGAGCCUGAUGGGGAAGGGGCCCCUGGGGGCCCUCACCCGGCCCUACAUGAUCCACCUCAGGAAUGGCAAGGUGAAGGCUUUUUACUCGUAUCGAGAGGAACCAGCGACUAUCAAGAACUUGAAACGAGGGUUGGCUAGCCUACUGCAAGUCCAGCUCAAUACCGGGAAAGUCAUUGAAAACGACGUGUCCGGGAGGUGUACCGUCCAGUACCGAGCCACCAAUGGACAGGUGACCCGAACCAAACUCCUAGAGACCUGCCAGACCUCCGAGACCGGCUUCACCACACACAGCCAGGUGUUGGGUGUGUCCAAGAAAGCCAGUUCUGUGACGUCGUUCACACUGAGCGAUGGUUUCAUUGAGUCCGCCGAGGCCGAAGAGGUUCACAUACUGGCCGCCAACUCCCGCAGAUCGGCGGCCGUUAAAGUUGUCUCCAGACAAAGCCUUAAGUUCGUGGGGAGGGCAGCGGGGCCACUGGAGGUCCCUGGAAAAGACGUGGCGAGCGUUGUGGCGUCCGUUGAUGCUAAACUGGCAGCGGUUGGUGUCAUGGCUGAACAGGUCAAAUCCCAAUGCAAGGGCUGCCCUACGCUGGUGGAACAUUGGCAGGCCAACAAGGAUCAAUUUGAGCCUGAGAGGUUAUCCAAGGCCAUGGCCCCCCGCAGCUUCCUGGCUUUCAUCCAGAGCAUCAGGAAGGCAACCGAGAAGGAGAUCCUCAGCGUGCUGAAGAGUGCCAGCAAGACGGCCCUCCCUCAGGUGGUGGACGCUGUCACCUCCGCCCAGACGCCAGCCUCUCUGGACGCCAUCCUGAGCUUCCUCAACUUCACGGACGCCAAAGGCCUGGUGCUACAAGAGAGGUUCCUGUACGCCUGCGGCUUCGCGUCGCAUCCCAACGAGAAAAUGCUACAGUCUCUCCUGGACAUCUCCAGGGGCAAGAUCGGCAGCAGUGAGAUCAAGGAGUCGGUCGUGAUCAUCAUGGGAGCUCUGGUGAACAAGCUCUGUCACAAAGGAGGCUGCGACUCCCCAACAGUGGUGCAGGUGAAGAAGAUGAUCUUGGAGGGUCCUGAGGGCACUGAGGUGGAGGCGGAGAUUCAGAUGUUCCUCCUGUCCCUGAAGAAUUCCCUGCUCCCCGAAGCCAUCCCAAUCUUCACAAAGUACGCCGAGUCGGAGGUGGGAGCCUUCUGCACCAUCGCCCUCAGUGCCCUGCAGAGAUACGACACCAAGCUCAUCACCGAAGAGGUGAAGAGCAUGGUGAACCGGAUCUACCACCAGAACCGACGCAUCUACGAGAAGAACGUGAGGUCAGCGGCGGCCGACGUCAUCCUGAGCAGCAACCCCUCGUACGAGCACGUCAAGAACCUGCUCCUGUCCAUCGGGAGCCUGCCCCACGAGAUGAACAAAUACAUGGUGUCCAAGAUCCAGGACAUCCUCCGCUUUGAGCUGCCAGCCAGCAAAGUCGUACGGCAUGCCAUGAAGGACAUGGUGUCUCAUAACUACGACCGUUUCGCCAAGGUGGGCUCGUCCUCUGCAUACUCCGGCUUCAUGGCGAAAACGGCGGACGUGUCGUCGACAUACAGCCUGGACAUCCUGUACUCGGGCUCUGGCAUCAUGAGGAGGAGCAACAUGAACAUCUACGGAGCCAGCAGCGGAGCCACGCUGCACGGCCUGCAGGUGGCCAUCGAGGCACAGGGCCUGGAGACCCUGAUCGCAGCCACGCCCGAUGAGGGGGAGCAGGACCUGGAGUCGUACGCGGGCAUGUCGGCCCUGCUCUUCGACGUCCAGCUGCGGCCCGUCACCUUCUUCAAGGGCUACAGCGACCUCAUGUCCAAGAUCUUCUCCAUGUCCGGGGAGCCCGUGAACGUGGUGAAGGGGCUCAUCCUUCUCACCGACCACUCGGAGGUUAUUCAACUCCAGUCCGGGGUGAAGGCCAGCGCUGAGUUCCAGGGGGGUUUAGCCAUUGACAUCUCUGGAGGCAUGGAGAUAAGUCUGUGGUACAGAGAGUCCAAAACCAGCGUCAACAACAGGGGUGCUCUGGUUGUCACUGGCAACGUGACUGUUGACAUGGACUUCGUCAGAACGGGGAUGGAGGUGAGCUUUGAGACGGAGGCUUCGUUGGAUUUCAUCACCACCGUCCAGUUCUCCAAUUACCCCUUCCUGGUCUGCAUCCAGAUGGACAAGACCACCUUUCCUUUCAGUGAGUACCUGACUAAGUACGAGAGCCUCCCGUCGGGGAAGAGCUCUGUGUCAAGUAAGGGCAGGAAGCAGCUGGUGCCCGGAUCAGAGUUCCCCCUUCACCAGGAGAACUCCAACAUGUGCAAGAAGGUGUUCGACUCGGACUGGUAGAGCUACACGCACUGAUGGCAAUGUAUGCUAACACGUGCUAACGUACGCUAACAUGUGCUAACGUAUGCUAACGUUGCCAAGGUGGAAGUCUUUCCUCGUUUUCGCAUGAAGAUUCAUCGAUGAUCAGGGACACACUGUGUGUGUGUGUGUGUGUGUGUGUGUGUGUGUGUGUGUGUGUGUGUGUGUGUGUGUGUGUGUGUGUGUGUGUGUGUGUGUGUGUGUGUGUGUGUGUGUGUGUGUGUGUGUGUUCUGAAAAUGCAAUGUUUACAUUCCUUAUUUCAAGUUAUUUUUUUCUUAAUUUGACUUAAGCCAGCCCAAACACCACUAGUCGAUUGGUUUGCAUUAGAUUAGAUUCCCUAUGCCGAUAUGUUUACCUGGUCACCUGCGGUCGUUUACAGCGGAGCCGGCAGCCCCACAGUGGGAACAAAACGGAAAGCAUUUUAUUAAAGGCGGGGUCAAGGAGUUAUGCUUUGAAAUCUGGAAUUUUUGCAUUUUCUUUUACGGCUCCCUUUGAACAUCUAUUUAUAAUGGCUGGUUGUUUAUGUGUGAGCGUGUGUAUUUUAUUUGGUACCCCCAUACUGUGAAUAGUGCUACUGUAAUUCCCCCCCUGCUAUGUAAAUAUCCCAUGUUGGCUUGUUGAAAACCGCGUCGACAUCCUUCUUCAUACGACAAAAAAAUCAAAGAAUCUGCCUAAAUAAUUGUGUGUAAUGUUUGAAGGACUAACUAAUCGUAAUGGUGGCACAGUAAUUGGUAGAAUUAAAAAAUCAACAGCUAUUGUAAUGGAUGAUCAUCUAUCAACACUUAAAUAUGUCUAAUAUGUGAUAAAUAUAUUAAAUUGAAGACAUAUUGCAACUAUUUCUUGAA
Gadus macrocephalus (Pacific cod) is the source of this 3648-nucleotide messenger RNA. It is a transcript of the gene mttp, whose product is annotated as microsomal triglyceride transfer protein. Gene Ontology annotation, cellular component: Golgi apparatus; endoplasmic reticulum; basolateral plasma membrane. Gene Ontology annotation, biological process: cholesterol homeostasis; lipoprotein metabolic process; lipid transport. Gene Ontology annotation, molecular function: lipid binding. The coding region runs from base 127 to 2784 and encodes 885 amino acids. The record is from RefSeq and is a predicted model, not a curated record. Lineage: Eukaryota; Metazoa; Chordata; Actinopteri; Gadiformes; Gadidae. The transcript is spliced from 18 exons.